This is a messenger RNA of Sarcophilus harrisii (Tasmanian devil), 3012 nucleotides long. RefSeq lists its product as uncharacterized. NCBI's taxonomy places the organism in Eukaryota, Metazoa, Chordata, Mammalia, Dasyuromorphia, Dasyuridae. Bases 1744 to 2721 code for a protein of 325 amino acids. The transcript has 2 exons. The record is from RefSeq and is a predicted model, not a curated record.
AACUGAUUCUCAGUCGAUGGGACAUUUAUUAAGCACCUACUAUUGGUCAGAUACUGCAAUAAGCAGGAAGACAAGAAUCCAGUCGACUUAUGGAUACUAAGACACAAAUGACUCAAUGAUUCUUUAGGAGCUCCCUGAAGGAUUUGCAUUUGUACAGAGAGCAAAGUAUGACGUCCAAAGAAAGAAUUUCUAAUGGUGGAAUCUCAGGCUUUUAGGGGAAGACGUUCUGAGAGAGAGAAAUUUCUCAAGCCAGCCAUAAGGUCCCUAGCUAGCCUACAAUGUCUUCCCAGGGAAAUGGGGGACUAAAGGGAUCCUCCCCUUUGUGUCUGGUGUGGGCCUGGGAAACACAAUAACGAACCGUUUGGGUGCUUCCCGUUCAGCAGGCCCUUAGCUCCCUGCAGGCUGGGGAGUGGAAGCAGCCCCAAGAUUGGCAGUCCGAGGGACCUUAGAGAUCAUCGGGUCCUUCCCUUAAUAGCAGGAGAAAUCAUGGAGACCUAGGGAGGGGAAGAUGGUCAAGGCUGUGAAGGGCCAAGUGGAGACUCGAACCCAGCACCAAGGUCCCUCCCAGCGCCCCAGGCCGCCUGCUCGCCAUUAAGCUCCCUCCACUCACAAAAACUCCUGGUCCCACUUGAAGGAGGGGAGCCACUCAGUCCUUCACACUUGAGUGAGAAUUAGUUUUUGAGAUCUCAGCCGCAAGGGACUGGCGCCGGGGGGGCCUGGGCAGGUCAGACCCGAAGAAGGGCAGCUAGCCGGUGGGGUGGGCUCAGGCCCCCCCCCCGCCCCCUCCCUGGGGACUCUGUGGGGGGGAGGGGGAGUCAUGGGAGAGCUCUGGCUCUGUGCCCCUUGGAGGUUAUAGCCCCACCAGGUCAGGGGGCAGAGGCCUGCUGGAGAAGGGGGAGACGGGCAGGAGAGCUCCGGCCUUCCUCCCUCCAGGACCGGUCAGCCCGGGGGCGGCUCUGAGGGAAGCUGGAGCCGGGCCUCCUGCCGGCCCGCCCGCCUUCUGUUGCCCUGGCAGUGGCUGCCACAGGUUCCCGGCCCUGUGUGGCCGCCGUCGCAGAGUAACCGGCUGGAGCAUGGAUCGGUGCGUGUAGAGGGGACUGGAGCGUCAGCUCUGCCCAGCAUGGACACACAGGCCGCGCCGGCCGCUGCUCUGCCAGGCGGGAGGGGCCAGGAGACGGAGCAGGGCGGGCCCUCCUGCGGCCCAGUGUCCUCCACCUCCUGCCGGCCUCCAGCCUGCCACGGGGUGCCUCCCUAAGGGGAGGGCUCGGGGAGCUGCUGGUGACCCCCAUCCCCCCUAUGUCUGUGUGGGAAAAGCUGGCACAGGAGAGUGAGUGAGGCUGGCACCGGGGUGUGUGUGUGUAUGUGAGGCCAGCACAGGAGAGUAUGUGUGUAAGGCUGGCACAGGGGUGUGUGUGUGUGUGAGGCUGGCAAAAGGGUGUGUGUAUGAGGCUGACACAGCGGAGUGUGUGUGUAAGGCUGGCACAGGAGUGUGUGCAUGUGUGAGGCUGGCACAGGGGUGUGUGUGUAAGGCUGGCACAGGAGAGUGUGUAAUGCUGGCACAGGGGUGUGUAUCUGUGGGUGUCUCCCCCUGCCAGAACACUGUGUGGGAUUUGGGGUGUCCAUAGACCCCAUGGUGUAUGAGCUCUGUGUGGGUGCAGCAGGGUCCCUGGGUGUCCUUUCUCUCUGGUCUGCCUAGUGUGUGGGGCCUUUGUGUACAGGAGGGAUGCCCGUGGGUCUCUGUGGAUGGGGCUGGGUGCCCAAGGAACCCUUGGAUGUGGGGGGAUUAUGUGCCCCAGGGGUGCGGGUGCCUGGGACAGAGAGGGCUCUGUGUGUGUGACUGUCCCCAGUGUGUGUGUGCACAGGGGUACACCGGGGGGCCAUGCCCGUGAGCACGUGUGCCCCUGGGCAUCUGGACCCCUAGGACUGGGUGGUGUACACAGAGACCACACAAAGGGAUGGAUGCAGGCUGGUUGUGCACCUGGGGUUCUAUGGCACUGCCAGGGAGUGCCCGCCUGGUUGCUGCGGCAGUGGGCUGGGCGCCUCUCGCCCAGCACACCUGAGGAGUUCCUGACGUGGCUCUGUUCCAUGCGGGGCAUCUGGAGAGGGGGACUCUGGGAGAAGAGAGGAAGGACCCGGAGGGGAUGGGGUUGCACCCCCUCCCCUUGGGCAGAGCCAGACAAUGGGGAUCUUGUGGGGCCCUCCCCCAGAGCUCCUGGCGCCAGGGAGGGCUGCAGGCAGGCAGGCAGACAGACAGAAGGCGCCCACGUGGCACCGAGGAAGGGGUCAGGUCAGCUGCAUGACCAGGGGGUGCCCACAGUCUUGCCCUUUGGGGUGCUGGGGGGCAGGCAGGGCUUGCAUGACAAGAAGGCUUUCAUUGCAGCCCCAAGCAGAGAGGGGAGAGAGAGAAAAGGUCCAGAAGGUGCCCAGAAGGUUCCCUGGGAGGGAGGAGCGUCAUGUUUUUACUCCCUUUACCCGAGAGGUGUCAGGAAAGCCGAACUCUCCCAGCGCCCUUCCUCCCGCCUUUGUUUACUUCUGGAUCAGCAGAAUCCCAGACAUUUCCAGAAUGCCAGCGCCAGAAGGGACCCUCAUUUAAACACCAAGCCCCAGAGCAGGGAGGGGACCCCGCAAAGAUCCCACGCCAAUGGAGCCCUGGCAGAGCCGGGCCUGCAAAUUCAGGCUCUUGGCCCCCAGAUAAAGAGGGUUUUUUCCUCUAAUCUAUAGCAUCUGGUCCCAAAUUGCAGCCCCCUGUUCCUGCCCCUGCCCUUCCGCCCACACACCCACCAUGAGCCUCUCCCUAGCCCUGCUCCCACACGUGUUCACCCCUUUUUCUCCCCCUUGGGGACUCAGCACAUUAAAGCUGAGCCUUUUUUUGGCCUGGGUGUCUGUGUCUGUCUGUCUGCCUGCCUGGGUACCUAGGGCUUCAUCCAUCAAAAGCAGCAGGACCCCUGAAGGAACAAGAGGUUUGUUCUGGGCCAGAUGAUACCAUGACAUCAAAGCUCCUCUUCCCACUGA